GUUCUCACAUUCGAUACGGACCGCAUUCAACUUUACCAGCCCAACAGUAAUUGAAGCAAGACAUUUCUAGUGAUUUUACAAAUUAAAUCUUGACGCACUCGCUAUUCUCAUUGGGUCUAGUCUCGAGACUGCCUAGGACCUUGGAAGGUGUGUUCACCUGAAGCUCCCCUUGUCACCGCAGUCAUCUCGCCACGACAUACUCGGCAAUACCGACUUCGACAUCGCCAACUUCAACUACGAGUACGACCAUCAAACUGGCGUGGUUCUGGACCUCAACCCCUUCCGACGACAGCUCAUCCACUUCGUCGCCUAGUCGGCGCCCUCCUCCUACCACCUCUCCCACACCACCGCAGCCUCGACACACACGGUCAUCGUCGUCCCAAACCAACAACCUCGACCACCACAGUCCCAGUGGCAGCCCCAUCAUGUCCCGACCGACGCCCACCCCACCGCUCACACCACAAUUCUGCUUCGACACCCGAGUGCUGCGAGACUUUCUCCGACUCUCCCGGUCGAGCAUAGACGACAGCAUCUCGACGACGCUCAACGCCCUCGUCACCCCAGCGAGCACGUCUCCCUUUGACCCGAGGUCCACCGCCGUCCGCAGCCCGCCGUACCCUCGCCCUCCCAUCCCCGCACCCACGACAAGAACCUUUCUCGAGACCGUGCUCUUCCCGAGUUGGAGUUCUCGGGCGAGCGUGAUACAGUACUGCACGUCGGUGGCGACGUCGCCGGACCCGGAGGACCCCGAGUCCCUGGAACGAGAGACCCUGAACCGCCGGGACGCCGAGCGGGUCGUCGACGAGCGACUCGACCCUUACAGUGCACGUUUCUUCCCCCGGGAAGCGCGCACGGAAAUGUUGGCGAGCGUCCUGCGCAACGAGGUGGCCGUCGAAGGGAUAAUAAGGACGCGGACGUGGGGGAUCGUGGCGGACCGGUGCGAGGGGGUCGGCCCUAACUGGGAAGGCGAGUUCGACCGGUGGAAAGAGUCUACAGAAAGAAAAACAAACACCGGUUGAAACACAAUGCCAAACUGUGUUUCUGUAUCGACAUUGCGGCACAUUCUACUCCGGACCUAAAUGUCGCUUGACAAAGUUUUGAAACAAAAACACAAACAAGAGGAUGAUACGGCUAGCAUUUCCAUUUCCUUGCAAGCACCAACUACGCCUGUCAUUAACGGCAUGGGGUUGUCGCAGGUUCAUGAUAGCCCCCCAUGGCGUGUGCAUGCAUUCAAGGCAAUCCACCGGGAAAAGUAUAGAUGUGCAUCAAUGUAAUGGGAGCCGUUUACGGAGUAUAGGCAUAUUCAUAGCAUAUAGCAUGGACGGAGCGAGCGACCUUCCAAUGUCUACGGCACGGGACGAUGAAACCGUGUUGAAAUAUAAUCCCUACUUAUCUAAACGAACAUAAUACACGUGUG
This is a messenger RNA of Exophiala oligosperma, 1417 nucleotides long. RefSeq lists its product as uncharacterized. Lineage: Eukaryota; Fungi; Ascomycota; Eurotiomycetes; Chaetothyriales; Herpotrichiellaceae. Gene Ontology annotation, cellular component: mitochondrial intermembrane space; mitochondrion. The coding region runs from base 426 to 1019 and encodes 197 amino acids. The record is from RefSeq and is a predicted model, not a curated record. The transcript has a single exon.